Lichtheimia ornata is the source of this 1371-nucleotide messenger RNA. RefSeq lists its product as uncharacterized. Gene Ontology annotation, cellular component: mitochondrion; cytosol. The transcript is spliced from 4 exons. Bases 1 to 1371 code for a protein of 456 amino acids. Gene Ontology annotation, molecular function: mannokinase activity; glucokinase activity; D-glucose binding. Gene Ontology annotation, biological process: glycolytic process; glucose 6-phosphate metabolic process; intracellular glucose homeostasis. NCBI's taxonomy places the organism in Eukaryota, Fungi, Mucoromycota, Mucoromycetes, Mucorales, Lichtheimiaceae. The record is from RefSeq and is a predicted model, not a curated record.
AUGAGCCAUCAGGAUUUGGAAGAGGCCAUUGAAGAAUUAGAGGAGCAAUUUGAAUUGUCGACCGAUAGCCUGAAAAGGGUGGCGCAUUGCUUUCGAGAAGAGAUGAAUCGUGGUAUUCAGCAUGAAAAAGCAAAUGUGCCCAUGCUGCCAUCAUGGAUUACGCAACAUCCAACAGGUCAGGAGAGUGGAGAAUACAUUGGUCUCGAAUUAAGUGGCGCCACUGUACGAAUUUAUCUGGUGACAUUACAUGGACGAGGACGAAUUACCACACGACAGCAGAAAUAUCCCAUCCACGAUCAUCUCAAACGCGGUCCUAUUACCGAUCUCAUUGACUACCUUGCUGUUUCUGUGGAUUCAUUCUUAUCGUUUAUUCGAUACGAGAACAACGGUCAAAAGUUGUCGCUGGGGUUUGUGCUUUCAUUCCCGCUCUAUCAAACGGCCAUCAACAAGGCCUAUGUCAUGCAAUGGACAAAGGAUUUUGCAGUCACCGGUGCCCAAAAUAAGAAUCUCGUCGACCUGUUACAGACCGCUUUACGUCGACGUCAUAUUCCAGUGAUAGUCCAAGCCGUAUGCAAUGGCGCCGUUGCUUGUCUUCUUGCACACUGCUACCGAAGCCUUGACACACUGCUCUCUUGUACCGUGAGUACGGGUACCAAUGCAGCCUAUUGGGAAAAGAUCAGCAGCAUUGAAAAACUCAAUAUCAAAGACAAAACGGGAGGAGGAGACGAUGGUGAAAUGAUCAUCAACACCGAAUGGGGAUCCUUUGGUGAUUACAAUGCACAUUAUCUACCGAGAACUUUUUAUGACAAUCGCGUCAACCGUGAAUCAUCCAAUCCUGGUGUGCACAUUUUUGAGAAGAUGGUGUCAGGCAUGUAUCUUGGUGAAAUCGUACGACAAAUCAUGGUGGAUUUUGCCGAUAGACGUCUUCUUUUCAAUUACCAACGAAGCGAGGACCUCAAUACACCUUAUGCAUUUGAAGCUCCCUACAUGAGUGCCAUCGAAUCGGAUGAAACCCAAGAGCUGGAUGACACCAAGCAUAUUCUUGAAUCGGUCAUGAAUAUCCCAAAGACUACCAUUGAUGAUCGUCGUGCGGUGAAACGCAUGUGCCAAUUGGUGGGACAAAGAGCAGCUCGUCUCAUUGCAGCUGGUAUCAGCUCCAUCAUUAUCAAACAAGAUGCAUUGGAUGGUGGCCUUACGAUCAGUGUCGAAGGCAACAUUUACGAGCAUUAUCCCAACUUCCCUAAUCGUGUCAAUGAAGCAUUGCGUGAUUUGUAUGGCCACAAAGUGGAUCGUAUCAACCUUGGCAUUACAAGAGACGGCAAUGGGAUUGGAGGUGCAGUAGCUGCAAUGCUUGCAAAUGCACAGAAAUAA